Molecule: messenger RNA, 1765 nt
Organism: Seminavis robusta
Lineage: Eukaryota; Bacillariophyta; Bacillariophyceae; Naviculales; Naviculaceae
Source: the annotation of a GenBank genome assembly
AAACGUUUUUGUUUUUAUACAGUUCCAAACGGAUUAGGCCAUUAACCUGUAUUCACGGAUAUCCACGAAAAUCUACCGGUAAGCACUUGAGCCCCCAAAAGAAGGCUACCUGGACAACGAAAAUGCAGUGCUCCCAGUCAUAGACUAGAAAUCAUAGAAAAUCGUUAAGCAUGAGUUUCCCGUCGUUUUCCGGGCUCAAAGGCUUCUUGAUUUUGGCGCUGCCGGAAGUUACCGUUUUCGCCGUGUCAAGUGCUUCUUCAUUGCGUCCACUCCGAAGUCCUCAGGCCAAUCGAAAGUCUCACAAUGUACGCAGCCAAAAUUGUUUGCCUUUCAAGUGUUGCCGCCCAUUGUUGCCACUGUUAUUAGUCUACAGCGUAACCACUUUGGCUCGUACGCUCAUUCAUCCUCAUUAGAAAGCAGAACAGUCGAUCAUGACACAGUUUCAUCUUAGCAGCAACCAACCCAAAGCUGCAUCUCCUCAUCAUCACCAUCAUCAUCAUCACUGCGAAGAAUUGCCAUUCAUCAUGGUGAAAGCCAACUUUCUUCCUGUCAUCCACCAGCGCGACGAGACGGUUCCGCAAAUGAUCAAGGCUCCUUCCAUGGACGGUUCUUCCUCUUGCACGUCCGCCGCCGCAGAUCAUCACCAAGAAGGCCCAGCGUCAGCUCCUGCAUCUCCCAAGGGUUCCUUGUCAUCCUCUUCCGAAUCUACUACUAGCCAACAGGAUCUACUCCAACGAUCUCUGAGGGACGAACACUGGAACCGCGUAGAAGAUCUCUGUGAAAAAGAUCCGUCUCUAGCCCGCGAUCGCAUCUCGAUGGUCUGUCAAGGCGAGAACUCGACGUGUCUCCCCAUUCACUUUGCCGCUGGCAAAAAGUCCACUCCCGUCUCUACCAUUGACAGUCUCGUUACAGCUCACCCCGGCAGUUUGCUGGCGGUGGAGUCCAGCGGCGGUCGUCUCGCCUUGCACAUUGCCGUCCUCAAGGGUGCUUCCUUUGCCGUUGUACGGUAUCUCUGCGAAGCCAUGCCACAGACGUUGGGCAUGGCAGAUCAAGAAGGAAACCUGCCGCUGCACUAUGCCGCCAUGUACUCGUCCGACGAAAUCAUUCAACUCCUUCUCAAGUCUCACGCAGAUGGCUGCAACCAGGCGAAUCGAUCCGAUCGAUUGCCACUCCACCUUCUGUGUGCGCGGUGUUGGGAUCGCAAUGCCAUUUCCAUGGAGACGGUUCAAGCCGUCCUGAUGGAAUACCCGGAAGCCUUGAAGUGUGCGGAUCGACGUGGUCGAUUGCCAUUGCACGUUGCUUGCAGUAGCCAAGAUCCCCGCGCCGACAUGAUUCAAUUGCUGGUUCCGGCAUACCCCGAAGCUUUGUUGGCAAGAGACCAGUCCAAAGGAACGCCACUCGAUUUGGCCCGCAAGUUUUCCGCCGGUGGCGGUGUCGUCGUGGCGUAUCUGCAAGACUGUUCCAACAAGGAACGGCGCAAAAAGUACAAGUUCUUGGCGCCGUUCAAGCAUGUGGGAGGCAAGAUUGCUCGUCGUCGGCACUGCAAGCCCGAUGUCGAUGCGCUUCACUUGCACUACUGCUACGGAUAAACUAGCUACUGUCCUUCCUUCCUUCCAAAGUCACCCCAAGCUGUCUGUCUUGCAAUAAUAGACCACAAGAAGACUCACACUAAUAAUAGAUCCGAAAACCUACUACCUCCCAUAUCUAUCGCAUAAUCAAUACUAGUACAUAAACGAUUAGUCUAUACAACUUGAAGCACCUGCAU